Macrosteles quadrilineatus (aster leafhopper) is the source of this 3594-nucleotide messenger RNA. RefSeq names its product proton-coupled amino acid transporter-like protein CG1139. Gene Ontology annotation, cellular component: vacuolar membrane. The record is from RefSeq and is a predicted model, not a curated record. Gene Ontology annotation, biological process: amino acid transmembrane transport. Bases 181 to 1596 code for a protein of 471 amino acids. The transcript has 10 exons. Gene Ontology annotation, molecular function: amino acid transmembrane transporter activity. Lineage: Eukaryota; Metazoa; Arthropoda; Insecta; Hemiptera; Cicadellidae.
CGAACUGUGUGAUAUGUACUCAUAGGAUAUUUAACGUGUGUACAGUAGUAGGGACUCUGUAGACUAGACCUAAGUUUAAUCUGUGUUGAGCCUGGGACCAAGUGUUGGAUCAUUGAUUUUCUCAUGUGGCGUGCCUCCAUUCACUCGUGAUAGCAGAAGUGGAGGAUAUAGGAGACAGCCAUGACUCAUGACCAAAAGACCAAUGGGGGCAAGGGUCAGAAUGACAAGGCUCAGUUUUCAAUGCAGAUGUCCAACUAUGCGGAGGACUCGGGGACACCAUACGAUCCCCACGAGCACAGGAACCAAGAAAACCCGACAACAGAUCGUGAGACGCUGAUCCACUUGCUCAAGGGAUGUCUGGGUACAGGUAUCCUCGCCAUGCCCAACGCCUUCGGAAAUGCAGGGUUGGCGCUCGGAACUGUAGCAACAUUCAUUAUUGGCUUCCUCUGCACAUACUGCCUUCAUGUUCUUGUUACCAAUCAGUACCAGAUGUGCAAGAGAUUACGAGUUCCGAUCCUCAGCUAUCCGGAGUCAAUGAAGGUCGCUUUACAGCACGGACCCUCUAUGUUCAGACCCUUCGCUAAUAUCUCUGCACCAAUUGUUGACUUUUUCUUGAUCCUGUACCAACUUGGAAUCUGCUGUGUUUAUAUCAUGUUUGUUGCUGAGAACAUCAAAGAAGUGGCAGACCAAUACUGGACGCCAAUUGGUGUCAGGACGCACAUGCUGAUUCUGCUGAUUCCGCUCAUCCUGAUCUGUUACAUCCGCAACCUCAAGCUGCUGGCUCCCUUCUCCCAGCUGGCCAAUGUCAUCACAUUCAUCGGUAUCGGCAUCAUCCUCUACUACAUCUUCGACCAACUGCCUCCCGUCAGCAGCGCCAAACUUGUCGGGUCCGGGCAGAGCUUUGUGUUGUACAUCGGAACUACUUUGUUCGCUUUGGAGGCCGUGGGAGUUGUGAUAGCUCUGGAAAAUAACAUGAAGACUCCAAAAUCAUUCGGAGGCUACACUGGUAUCCUGAACCAAGGUAUGGCCGCUGUUACUGUCAUGUACGUUGGUGUUGGAUUCUUUGGGUUCAUCAAGUACGGCAGCGGAGCUCGGGGAAGCGUUACCCUCAACCUGCCACAAGGUGAAAUCCUAGCCCAGGCAGUAAAGAUUGCGUUCGCCAUUGCCAUCUUCAUCUCCUACGCUCUGCAAGCCUACGUUCCCAUCGAGAUUCUGUGGAACACGUACCUCAAGUCUCACUUGGAGCACAGCAGCAAGAAACUGUUCAUUGAAUACGUCAUGAGAACUGUCAUUGUCAUUUUGACUUUCCUGCUAGCCGCAGCCAUUCCUCUUCUAGACCUGUUCAUCUCCCUGUUCGGAGCUCUCUGUCUCUCCGCCCUCGGCAUCGCCUUCCCCGCGAUCAUAGAGGCGUGUGUCGCACACUCCAACAACACCCUCAACUUCGGCCUUGCCCUCAAGGAUAUCUUUCUCGUCAUCAUCGGCAUCCUCGGAUUGGUCAUCGGAACAUACUGCAGCAUGAUCGAGAUCGUCAAAGAACUCGGGAAAGAGUCGCCCGCACCCGUUGCGUUAAACGCAACAAUGAUCCCAACUUUGUAAUUGGAGAUCAGCAGUGUUUUAACUGUGAUUAACUUUACAAAGAUUUUCACGCUCAAAUCAUCGGGUUGGUGAAGAUGGAAAAAUGGAAAGGCGAUAGUGAGAGACAUUGAAAUCCUGGUGGAUUAUUGUAUACCAAAGCUAAGUAGCUUUAACGCUUACAAUGAGGGACAAGAUAUUAUACUGUAAGUACAAAAGGUUACCAUUUAUAACACCAGUCCAAUUGUAAAAUUUGAUGAAAUCACUUCACCCUUAGAAGUUCCUGUUGAAACUUAAGUCAAAACUAAACCAAUAUCAUUUGACUUUUUGAUGUUAGUAGAAAGUUGUGACUAAAAGUUAGCCAAAACUGGAGAUAGCAAAAGGAACGUCAUAAAACCAAGUCCUUAAAAUCAUCUUGACUUUUGAUGUAAUAAUAUUCUUAAUUAAGUUGUAGUUGGCUUAAACUAUUUUAUUGAACCAAGGCUAGUCGAUUCUUACAUUUAGUUUUCUCAUCCAAUAUAAAAUGCGGGCCCAGAAGUAAAAUUUGGUGAGAGGCCACUAUCCAUGACUUUGUCUUAUGGUAUACUCAUUUUCUGUUUUACAGGGGUGAUUUUUUACUAGAAAUUUGUAUACUAUUUAAUUUUAUAUUUCAUGCUUUAAAAUUUGGUUAACAUAUUAAAGGUGGAAUUGUUUUCUAUCUUUGAAAGCAAUUUGUUAAGUGAUCUUGUCAAGUUAAUAAUCCUGAUUCUAAAGAUACAGAAUAGAUAUUUUCUGUAAACUUUUUACGGAUUAAAGCCAAAGAAUACAGUUUUUCCUCACAAUAGAAAGGUAAGAAUUUCAUUGUAAUUAAGUGUUCAAAACCAACAAAAUGUCUUGAAAUUGUUGAGCAAUUUGUAGAAGUCAAUGUUGUUAGCGAACAGUGUGUUCACCAUAUGCGUUCAAUCAGCGAUAUUGAUCAGGUAUGUCACACAGCACAGCAAAAAUGCCUUUAGACUUUCGCUUAUUUCUAAGUAUGAUCAAGUAGACAAAGAUAGACUGUGAUACAAAAUUUGAUUUGCUAAAAAAAUACCAUAGUAAGCUAAGAUGUGAGUUUUGGGUUAUUCAAAGUAUUUUAAGAGAACAAAUCUAUUACCGGUAGUGCAUAAGAUUAUACUUGCUAAUUAGUAGCAUUUUGAAAGGUUUAGGAUUUUAAAAGUCACCUGUUUUGAUGAUUAACUGACCUUUUUUUCAAACAUGAAAAAUUUUAAUUUUUAAUAUUGUACAUUAAAUAUUUUAGUUUUAUCAGGUUGCAUAGUGUAGAAAUAGAAGUAUAGGUAUUAAUGUUUUACUAUUGUUUAUUGUAAGCUGUACAAAUCAGGUAUAUAUUUUGAAAUAUUACUAAUAAAUAAUGUAGACUGUAUAGUUUUAAAAUUAAUAUUUUUACUAUUGAUAAUCAGAAAAAUGAAUACUAAAUUAUAACAAAGUUGAACGAUGGAAAAUUUUACAAAUGUUAUCAAGUUACAAAUUUUAUUUUUGUGACUAAUUUUGUAAAAGAUCGACCCUAUGUCAUCGAUGGGUUAUGUCAAAAGACUGUGAUUAUAUAUAUUUAAUAGGGUUUAAAAUCAACAUAAAAAGCAAUUAAACACUCAUUUAAGUGAUCAGUGUUUUGCUAAGCCUGAUCCAAUCUUAAAAUUAAGUGCCAAAGAAUAUUGCAAAAAAAAUUAUUUACCAAACAUAUUAAAAAAAAAGUAAUACAAAACUAUACUUUAUAGUUAAUUUUUUUAUAAAUGCUGUAAAGUGCUCACAAUUCAAAAAUUCUCUUUUGGCCUUAUCAUACUGGAAGAUUCUUAUAAAUCAUUAUUUCACUGUAAACUUUUUGUAAACCUUUCAAUUGUUAUUCAUAAAAAUAAAACUGUAUUAUUUAUAGUACAGAAAUGUUUAAACUUUGAUUUACACAGUUUUUUAUUGUUGCUGCUUUAAUUUAUUUUGUAUAAAGUGUAGUUUUCUAUGUUAUUGUACUUAUGAAUUAAACAUAAAAUGCUA